Messenger RNA from Leptinotarsa decemlineata (Colorado potato beetle), 1087 nucleotides. RefSeq names its product BTB/POZ domain-containing protein twz. Gene Ontology annotation, molecular function: protein binding. Lineage: Eukaryota; Metazoa; Arthropoda; Insecta; Coleoptera; Chrysomelidae. The record is from RefSeq and is a predicted model, not a curated record. Gene Ontology annotation, biological process: protein homooligomerization.
AUGUUGUGCAACGGCGCAUUUAGACAAGCUAGCGUAGAAAUACUCAACAUAUGGAAACAUGUAAUCAAGCAGAAAUCNUCCUCGUUGGAAACUCUAACGAAAUAUCCCGAAUCCCGAUUAGCCAAGCUGUUCAACGGAAGCAUACCAAUAGUCUUGGAUUCUCUCAAGCAGCACUACUUCAUUGACAGGGACGGAGGAAUGUUCAGACACAUCCUCAAUUUCAUGAGGAAUUCUCGGCUUUUGAUACCUGAAAACUUUCAGGAUCUCGAUUUAUUGCUAGAAGAAGCAAAGUACUUUGAUAUUUCACCAAUGGUACGACAUCUGGAACAAAUGAAAAAAGAUCGGAUAAAAAACGGUAUAGUUCCCCAAACAAACAUAAAGAGUCUCACAGGAGGUAGUUCGAGUCAAUUCCAAAGAAAUUCUGAAAAUUCCCGGCUAGGUCAAGAAAUAUAUGAAUGCGUAGCUCUACACGUCAGUCCAGAUCUUGGGGAAAGGAUCAUGCUUUCCGGUAGUAGGUCACUACUAGAUGAAGUGUUUCCCGAAACUAAUCAAGCCGUCAUGGAUGCCAGAUCUGGGGUUGCUUGGAACCAACAAGACGCCCAUCAUGUUAUCAGAUUCCCUUUGAAUGGAUAUUGCAAACUCAACUCCAUGCAAGUGAUAACCAGGCUGCUGAACGCGAGCUUUCAAAUUGCUGCCAGUAAUGGCGGAGGUGUGGAGGGUCAACAGUUCUCCGAGUAUCUUUUUAUAAGAAAAGUACUGCCAGGCUGACCAGCUCCCUUCAAGACUUCAGACAAUCAUCGCGUGCGACGCAAAAAGAACUAUUUAUAUUUUCGUUAAACACAAAAAGAUUUAUUUGAGCCUUAUAUUAAUUGUUAAUGCGUUGUUUCAAGCUAACUUAUGUAAAUAAUUUUAUUAUCAUGAUUAUUGUAAUUGUCCACGCCGCAGAAAGAUUCACCUAGAAAAAUUCAAAAGUAAUUACUUUUGGGUAAAAUAUUGAUCCCAUGGACGAACAAAAUGUUAUUCUGACUCAGAUUUGGCAUUCACUGUAUUAAGUCUGUGAACUUUAUUGAAGAUAUCUUUAGAAUCA